AUGCAUGCGGUGUGGUACCAUGCCAUGAGCAUGUACUUCAGAGUGAUUUACGCGCUGAACACGCGCCAGGACGAGGCGGAGGCCAGCAUGGAGGCGCUGCGGGACGCGCACCAGGAGGAGCUCCAGAACGCGGUGGCGGAGACCCAGGCCAGGCUCCUGCAGGAGCGGGGCGGCGCGGAGGAGGAGGCCCUUCUCCAGCGCGUCCAGGCCCUGGAGAGCGCCCUGGAGCUGCAGAAGAGGCUGACGCAGGAGGCGCUGGCCGAGUCGGCCUCGUGCAGGCUGGAGACCAAGGAGCGGGAGCUGCGGGUGGAGGCAGAGCACGCCGAGCGCGUCCUGACGCUCUCCAGGGAGAUGCUGGAGCUCAAGGCCGACUACGAGAGGAGGCUCCAGCACCUGACGAGCCACGAGGCCCCCCAGCGGGGCCGGCUUCCCCAGGAGAGCCCCGACGCCCAGGCGGAGCCCGGCCAGGGCCCCGAGAUGCAGGAGGUCCUGCUGGAGGUGCAGCGGCUGCGAGCGGAGAACCAGCAGCUGAGCAGGGACUACGCCCGCAAGGCCGAGGAGCUGCAGGCCACCUACGAGCGGGAGAACGAGGCCAUCCGGCAGGCCAUGCAGCAGUCGGUGAGCGAGGCCCUGUGGCAGUGGCAGGAGAAGGAGUCUGACCUCCGCAAGAACUUCCAGGUCCAGGAGUCGGCUCUGCAGGCCCAGGUCAGGAAGCUGGAAGGGGACCUGGAGCACAGAGGCCGCAAGAUAAGUGACCUGAAGAAGUACGCCCAGAAGCUAAAGGAAAGGAUUCAGGACCUGGAUGUGCAGCUCAGGGAGGCCCGACAGGAGAAUUCAGAGUUGAAAAGCACUGCAAAAAAACUUGGGGAGAAGCUGGCUGUUGCCAAAGACAGACUGAUGCUGCAGGAGUGUCAUGAGACACAGAAAACUGAUGACAUGAAGACUGAGUUGGUUUCAGAAAAUGAAGUCCUGGGGAAAGCGAAUGACGUGGAAGCCCAUAGUCUUCAUCCUGAGCAGAAUCAAAGCUUUCCCAGGGAGUGUCCUUGCACGAAAGGAGCCACAGAUACACAGACCAAGAAAGAGGCAACUUUUGAGACAGAAUAUAUCAAUAUGAAGCAACAAUAUGAAGAAGACCUUCGUAAAAUCAAACAUCAGACAGAAGAGGAAAAGAAACAUCUCAGAGACCAGCUAGUGAAGCGACUGGAGGACUUCGUAAAGAAGCACACUGUGGAAGUCAAAUCAGUGCGCUCGUCCGUGGAGGCUGAAAGAAAGAAGUUGCAGAAGGAAGUGGAAGCACAGUUGGAGGAAGUGAAGAAGAAAUCAGAAAAGGAAAUAAAGCAGCUGGAAGAAGAGAAAGUGGCCCUAAAUGUGAAGCUCCAGAAUUCUCUGCUUGAGGUUUUAAGGCUGGAAGAAUUUAUCCAACAAAAUAAAGUACGCCCCCAAAGAGCUGAAGAGAGGCCCCAGGAAUUAGACUGCCAGCGCGGCAGCAUUCUGGAGACCCAGGAUCCAUGCUCGAAGGUGAAUGAAACUUCUCAGACACCACCCAGAGGAGAAGAGUGUCAAGAUAAGUUAACAGCUGAAGAAGGAGCCAGCAGUGAUGAAGAGGAAAGGACCGAAGGGCCCCUCAAGGAGGAAAGUGACCCACAACCUCCACUGGACUCUUUGCAGAAGGAGAAGGUACCCGAAAUCCAACGUCUACAGGAGGACUGGCAAAGCCAGAAGGCCACACUGCAAGCCCAGGUGUGGCAGAUGCAGCAGGCUCUGGAGCAGUGCGCCAGCAACUACCGGGAGGACCUGCAGGCGCUCAAGCAGCUCGCAGACGAGGAGAGGGAGAAGCUGCAGCGCGAGCUCCAGGAGAGCGCUCAGCAGGGCCAGGCCGCCAGAGCCCAGCUCGAGGCUUCCCACCAGCGAGCCCUGCGCCUGCUGGAGAAGGCCAAAGCUCAGGAGCUCAAGGCCACAGAGGAGCGCUUGAAGAAGGAAUCCAGCCACAGCCUCCAGAUCCAACACCAGGCGCACCGGCUGGAGCUCCAGGCCUUGGAGGAAAAGGCCAGGCAAGAGCUGCAGGAGGAGCGUGAGAGGAUGCAGGCUCAGCAGACCCUGCUGCUAGAGUCCCUCAGGCAGGAGCUGUCGGAGCAGCAAGCCGCCCGCUCGGAGCACCAGAAGGGCUUGGAGCCAAUGCAGGCUGAGCUGAGGGCCCUUGGCAGCUUGAGCAGACAGCAGGCCACUGGCCAGGGUCCAGGGGACAACAAGGACCAUGCCAUUGCCACACAGGAGCGCGGCGGCCCGGGCCAGGCCGAGGAGGGGCCCAGCGAGGCCGGCGGGCUGCGGGAGGAGAACGCGGGGCUCCGGGACGCCGUGCGGCGGCUGCGCGCCGAGGCCGAGCAGCACCGGCAGGAGGCGCUGCAGCUCCGCGACCAGCGCAGGUUGCUGGAGGAGAGUCAGCAAGCCCAGCGGGCCAGGGAAGUGGAGACACUGCGCCAGGAACACCGGAAGGAGAUGCAGGCCAUGGUGGCAGAUUUUAGCAGUGCCCAGGCCCAGCUCCAGGCCCGGCUGGCUGCCCUGGAAGCCGAACUGAAAGAUUCCGGAGAGAAGCCAGGGAAGGGAGCGUCCAGGCCCGAGGACCUUCAGCUCAUAGGCCGCCUGCAGACCCUCUUGAAGGAGAGAGAGGAGAUCAUCAAGCGGCUCACGGAAGAGAGAAGAUUUCACUAUGCAGCAUUCCCCAGCGCAAUGUCCCAUCGGAAUCGGUCUUUUUCAUUCCAUCCUCACCCAGGGUAUUUGACCCCUUCCAUGAAGAAAAAGAAGAUGGAGGAAGUGCCCAGCCGAGUGGUCAGCGUGCCAAACCUCGCCUCCUAUGCAAAGAACUUUCUGAGUGGGGAUCUGAGCUCUAGGAUCAACGCUCCUCCAAUAACCAAGUCACCCAGCUUGGACCCAAGCCCCAGCAGUGGCCGGCCUUACAAACCCACUCAGUCUCUAGAUGCAAAAACUGCCACAAGGACACCAGAAGGUGAAACGGCCCAACCCAAAGAAGCCCAGCAGAAACAGGGCUCUCCACACCAGGAAUGGUUUACUAAGUACUUUUCUUUCUAAGCUGAUGUUCGGGGUACUUCACGAAGAGGAUCCUUGAAAAACAUUUCUUUUAAAUCAUCUGAUUGAAGUAAUGAACUAAAGCCAACCAACCAAAUAACUUGCUUGUAACAUGAUUUAUAUAUGAUAGCUAAAACAAAUUUUGACAUUAACAUUUCAUACUGUUUGUGACAAAAGUUCAUUAAAAAAACUUGACAGUAAACAAACCAAUGUAAUUAAAAAGCACCCACAGGAAAAUGUUAUUAAUAUUAUUAAUGACCUACAUACAUACUGUAUUUCUAGUGUCCACAUCAUCAUACUCCACUUUGUGGAAUAUCAGACUUUGUAAUUUCCAUGGUCUGCUUUGAAGGUGGUUUUAUUUGUCCUUAGGAUGCUGGUUACCUCCACUUGAAGAGCUAUUUCUAUGUAAAAUGAUAUAAUUCCAAACACACAUCUAACCUCAAUAGAUAGAAGAAUAAAACAAAGUUCAAAAUAAACAGGAAAGCCAAUUAAAAAGCAAACAAACCGAACCUACUAGGCAUGGAUGGUAGCAUGCUUGGAUUGAAUAUUCUGACUUCCUUGGUCUAGGACAAACAGCAGGUUGUAGCGAGGACAACACCUACCUCUAAAGGGCCUUUGCAAGGAUAAAGCAGGAUAAAAUGGAUAAAGACACCACUCGUGAAUCAGAAUUAAGCACAAGGUUUUUCUGUGAAUAGUCAAUCCUUGCCCGGUCGUACAUCUGUUUCAAUGAUUGUAGUGUUUGCCUGGUCAUUUGUGAAGGUUUCUAGAUUGUUCUGCGCUUUGAAAUCAAAGACCUCCUGAACCUCUGGUCUUUGGGUUUGGCCAUUUGCCUCAUGGUGCGUUGCUUCCUCAUUGCAUGGACUCCCCGUGGAUUAAAGGAACUGGAAUUGCCGCUCAUGGUGCUGACCGAGCUCUCAGUCCACAUUGAACUCUCUUACCCUCUGCCAGAGCAAUGCGAUUUGACAAGACUCAAUGCAACUUUUAGGGCCAAAAUACUUUCUCAAUCCUUUGGUGCUGGCCCAACAGGUGGCCCACAAACAGAGGUUAAUUCUAUGCACUGUCAAACCUUUGCUCUUUGAAUAAAACUUUAAACAACUGGGCAA
Molecule: messenger RNA, 4187 nt
Organism: Lemur catta (Ring-tailed lemur)
Lineage: Eukaryota; Metazoa; Chordata; Mammalia; Primates; Lemuridae
Gene: FAM184B
Product: family with sequence similarity 184 member B
Exons: 18
Coding region: 1-3087 (1028 amino acids)
Source: RefSeq, a predicted model, not a curated record